Messenger RNA from Episyrphus balteatus (marmalade hoverfly), 6327 nucleotides. RefSeq names its product neuroligin-4, Y-linked (gene Nlg3). NCBI's taxonomy places the organism in Eukaryota, Metazoa, Arthropoda, Insecta, Diptera, Syrphidae. Bases 2681 to 5656 code for a protein of 991 amino acids. The transcript is spliced from 14 exons. Gene Ontology annotation, biological process: postsynaptic membrane assembly; chemical synaptic transmission; neuron cell-cell adhesion. Gene Ontology annotation, molecular function: signaling receptor activity; neurexin family protein binding. The record is from RefSeq and is a predicted model, not a curated record. Gene Ontology annotation, cellular component: synapse; cell surface; postsynaptic membrane.
ACACAGAUCUGACGUCAGUUGAAGUUCGAUAUUUGUAAUGAUUGGUACUAAGACAACCCACAAAACUCCAUUAAUUCAUAUAACGCCAUCAACCUACUAUGUGCGCACAGUUUUUGUUUUUAUUUAAUUUUCUCGUGCACUACCCCUUUCAAAUUUAACAAUCAACCCCCGCGAUUUCGGUUUCGAUGUGAAUAAAAAUUGCCAAAUGGAUAGUACUCAAACAAACUUCGCGGUUCGUUUUUUUUAUAAUUGAGGUUUUAACGGGUUUUUAAAAUUAUUCCAAUCAGUUAAAAAAAAAAAUGAUCUCAAAGUUAACUAGGUCCAUUUGUACAGAACUCAAAAACCACACAAACAGCGUUGAUAAGGUUUUUCGAGUGUUUAAUUUGUGUAUAAUUUUUUUUGAAGCACCUGUACACAUUCUCGCCGGAAGUGAAUAAUAAAGCUAUCUUACCUUCCCGUCAUUGAAAAAGAUAAACUCCCAAGGCACAGAAAACAAAUAGCUUCCCAUAUAGAUUAAUUUUGAGAAGCAUCCUUCCUUUCUCGCAACAACUCGACAUCAUCGCGUACGUGUUUAUGUUUCCUUCCUUUCGCGAUUCGUGUUCGUGUUCAUCUCAACUCAAGGAUACCCACUACCACUCUCAUUCAUCAGCGCUCUUGUCGUAAUAAAAUUAAAAAAAAAAUACAUUUAUAUGCAAAUAGAUACAAAAAAAUUUAAAAAAAAUAUUAAAGCGGAUUACGCAAUUAUAAAAAAUUACAUCUUUUUCUGUAUUCUUCAACGUAUCUACUCAACUAACGCACUUAACUCAAUUUAUAGAGUGGAUUGAAAGUUGGAAUAUAGGGAAAAUGCAAAUAAAUAUAAAAAUACAAAUAUAAUAACUACUACUCUCUCCUUGGUCCUUAUAGUUCAUUAUUAUUUUUUGUAUCAAUUGGUUUGGAAUUAAUCAGUGAGACAUAAGAUUAAAAAAAAAAAUUAAAAAUUCUAUUAUAAUCGAUUGAGUGUGUAUUUUUAUUUAUGUGUAAAAAUAAAAUUCUAGUACAAUUUUUUAGAAAGUACUUCAACCCUCAUCCGACGACCCUUGACAUAGAUAUAGUCAGUGUAAAGUGCAUCAAAUCAUAUUCUCAUUCCUGAGCAACCAGCAGAAAUGUUUUAAUUAGCCUUAAUUCAAUCAAUUCAUCACCAGGCUAAAAGUGUAUAAUUGAGUGAUCAAUUUAUUCCUCUUGUCCCUCCAUCAUACCAACCAGUUGGUGAUUCUGAUUUAGUUCAUGAUUACGAAAGAGUCGUUUUUUUAUUAUGGUUGUGAUGUUAAUUUAGUUUUGUUGAUACUUAUGCUUUCGGAAUGUCCUUGAAAUUUUAUAGUGUAGUAUAUUUUGAUAUACGAUAUUGUAUGCAUACUAAAAGGAUCAAUCUUUUGCUAUCUUAAUAAAUAUUGAAAGUGAAUAAAAUAACACGAUUGCCAAAAAAAAAAAAAUAAAAACGUCACAUAAUUGUGUGAAUUUUUGCAUGUGAAAAAGUGAUUUAGUCCAAAGCAUAUAUAAGAAAAAUUCAAUCUUGUUCAAAGGAAACAAAAAUGAGAUAAAAAUAAAUAAAUAAAAAAAUAUCACAAAAUCAAUAAAAAAAAAUAAAUACCCAUCAGUGAUAAAACGUUCGUGACUAAGAAAAAGGAUACAUCAGGAAGCUAUAAAAAAAAAAUAAGAAUAGCUUACACAUUCUUUCAUUCAACUUGAUUUACUUCGAAAAUACCAUCAAGAUAAGCUUUCUCUGCCUCUACGUGGAUAAUAAAUAAAAGGAUAUAUUCUUUAUGAAAGACGAAUAUUUUCCUGUUUCUUAAAGGUGAGGGCAAAAAUUUUUUUACGGAUGAAUUGAGAGAUAGUAACAACUGUUCAUCAUUACUAUUACAUCAGCAAGCUUUUAAAUGGCUGGUUAAACACAGCGUUCCCUUCAAGCAGUUGGCUAGCUACUCAAGCGCUCCAAAACUCACACAAACAAACAAAAAAGAAGUGACUAACAUGGCAAUUGUCCUGAAGACCCUUUUAAAUUUCUCUCAAGUGCUAUGUCGUUAGGAAACAACAACAACUCGAAAGUUAGAGCUUCAAAGUAGAACACGACACGAAGACUCUAUACCACAAAAACUGAUUUUGUUUUUCCUCAACUCGAAGGAAGUAUGGGGCUUUGCAGACUGAAACUGGGCUGAACUCUCUCGUUCGUUUCCCAGUAAGGACGAAUAUAUUUUCGAUGUGUCCAGAACUUCGUGUAUGUGUUUCUGUCCGAUUUCUUCCGUCGUUUUCUACAUCCGCAUCGUACUCUAUUCGGUAGAAUAAAAUCAAAAAAAAAAAAAAAAAAUCAAGGAUUAAGUGGAUUUAGUUGCAUCGCCUUACUAUCGAAAACCGCAGCACACACAUAGUAUGAAAUUGUAAUGAAUGUCCUCCGCUGCUAAAUUGAGAAAGGCAAAAGUGGCAGCAACGUGUGCGACACCAGCAGUGACGACGACGCUGACGCCGAGUCAAAUAGAAGAGCAGCAUCAACGAGAACUAUUGCUGCUGCGUCGAACGAACAAGGGUGACCAUCAGGACGACGACGACGAAGAAGAAGACGCCUUUAAAGGAGGAAGCUUUAACCACAGCAGAAUCCUUGCCGAGGAAGCUAAAUUGAAUUGCCCUUGGUGGCGAACCAUUCGCCAUAAUGGUUAUGGUUGUAGUUUACUUUUAUCUGCUUGCUUCACCGUAUAUUGUGAGAUGCGUUGGUGGCGGUAGCAGUAGGGGCAGCAAUAGUGUCAUGAGUGGAACAGCUAGUCUUAGCACUGGCAUUGGUUCCGGUUCAAAUAGUUUAAGUAGCAAUAAUCCAGGUGGUGGCAAUGGCGGUAGCAGUAAUAGCGGAAGCAACAGCAACAUUUCCGGUAGUGAUUUACCUGGUGGAGGUAGUAGUGGUCAUAGUAGUAGUAGUAGCAGUAGUAGUAGUAGCAGCAGCAGUCGCAAUAGUGGCGACAGUACGCGAAGUCGAGUUAGUAAUGACCAACAAUUACCUCCCACAUUAUCGUCCCGUAUUGUGCACACUCGAAACGGAGCCAUAUCGGGAGUAAUUGUGCAACUGGAGGGCCGUCAUUUGGAUCCGGUCGAGUCAUAUCGGGGGAUACCGUAUGCUUCGCCACCCAUCGGGAAUUUACGUUUUAUGCCACCAGUAUCAGCGGCGAUGUGGUCAGGCGUGAAAAAGGCUGACAGAUUCAGUCCCGUUUGCCCCCAACGUCUUCCUGAUAUCGCCAACGAAACAGCCGCAUUGGAUCGAAUGCCAAAAGGCCGACUUGAAUACCUAAAGCGAUUACUGCCAUAUCUUAAGAACCAAUCAGAGGAUUGCCUUUAUUUGAAUAUCUACGUACCGAUACAAGUUGGUUCCAGAGAUUCAUCUAGCAGUAACAGUGGGAGCAAUGGUGGCAGCAACAGUGGCAGUAGUAGUGGUGGUGGCAGUGGUCAAGCCAAAUAUCCAGUAUUAGUAUUUGUUCAUGGAGAAUCGUACGAGUGGAAUAGUGGAAAUCCCUAUGAUGGUUCAGUACUAGCCAGCUAUGGUCAGAUUCUCGUUGUCACAAUUAAUUAUCGACUUGGCAUUCUUGGUUUUCUAAACGCCAAUACAGAUCGAUACUCUAAGCUUCCAGCCAACUAUGGGCUAAUGGACAUCAUAGCAGCUCUACAUUGGCUAAAAGAGAAUAUUGCUGCAUUUGGAGGGGAUCCACAGAGCAUAACAAUAGCAGGACAUGGCACAGGAGCUGCCUGUGUUCACUUUUUAAUCUCAUCCAUGGCUGUACCUGAAGGACUACUUUUCAAUCGUGCAAUCCUUAUGUCUGGCUCGGGACUAACACCAUGGUCAUUGGUUGAUAAUCCAUCAAAGUACGCAGCAAUUGUUGCGCAUCAUGUUAAUUGUUCACCGGAACUGCCACACGCUCACCUCAUGAAGUGCCUGCGGGAUAAACCACUCGAUCAAUUAUUGUCGGUGCCAAUACGUGAACCUGAAUUUGGUUAUGCAUUUGGACCUAGCAUCGAUGGUGUGGUCAUCGAUGGUGGCGAGGCCGUUGCAUCAUAUGCCACAAUGGGUAGCCGUCCUGAGAAUAUUGUUCUUAUGAGGAAAACGGCCAUCAACAAAUUAUCGAGGUAUGAUCUCAUGGCAGGAGUAACACGCGCAGAAGCUUUCUUUUCAUUCAAUUCGGGAGACGUUCAAUAUGGUAUCGAAGCUGAUAGACGAUCAAAAAUUCUAAAGGCCUAUGUCCGUAACACUUAUACGUAUCAUUUAAAUGAAAUCUUUGCGACUAUUGUCAACGAGUAUACAGAUUGGGAGCGGCCAGUACAGCAUCCAAUAAAUAUCAGAGAUGAAACAUUGGAAGCACUUAGUGACGCUCAGGUUGUUGCACCAGCUGCACAAACUGUAGAUUUACAUUCAGCUGACCACAGGAAUUCCUAUUUGUACGUGUUCGAUUAUCAAACCAAAUAUGGAGAUUUCCCACAGAGACAAGGAUGUAUUCACGGCGAGGAGCUGCCGUACGUUUUUGGAGCACCCCUAGUGGGUGGACUCCACCACUUUAGCAAAAACUACACAAAGUCUGAAAUUGGUCUGUCGGAAAUUGUAAUGCUGUAUUGGUCCAAUUUUGUACGAAAAGGGAAUCCAAAUGAACAAAUGGAAGGGGAACAUGGCAGCAGACAAGAAAGAAGUAGAUAUAAAACUGUUGAAUGGACUGCAUACGAAAGUGUUCAUAAAAAAUAUUUAAAUUUUGAUACAAAACCGAAAUUAAAAAACCAUUAUCGAGCGCACCGAUUAUCGUUCUGGCUGAACUUAAUACCAGAUUUACAUAAGCCGGGUGGUGAUGAUGUGCCCGCAUCGCAUCAUCAGCUUGACGAUGAUGAUCCUAUUGCCGCGCAACAAGCAGAGCCAACAGUUAAACCAUUAAAUCCCCCUCUGGGUGGUCGAACACAAUCAAACUACACCAUAUUCACGUCCCAAGUAUUUUCACUACUCAAUUUAUCAUCGCCAUCGUCCUCGUUGCACCACAACAACAGCUCCAGCAGUCGGUACAACCAAAAAGUUCCUCAUUCACUGGAUCCAAUGGAUUUGAUGGACGAAGGCGGAGGUCCGGGUGGCCAUAGUACAACAUCUCCCCAAGAGGAUGGCUUCGCUGCCUAUAGCACAGCACUUAGUGUCACAAUAGCGAUCGGCUGUAGUCUCCUAAUAUUGAACGUCCUUAUCUUUGCCGGCGUCUACUACCAAAGGGACAAGACUCGAUUGAACGAGCCCCGAAAUCAAACGAAGAAGCGCAACGAGAAUGGUCAAAUGCCUAAUAACAUUUGCGGUGACUUAGAAACGCUAACAAUACACACAAAGAGUGAUCCAGGCACAAUGUUGGGCCACCAUCAUCCCAUGCAACAUCAUCAACUUCCUCCGCCAGAAUUCGCCGACAUUCCACACCGAGCGCCACCUCCACCGAAGCACAUGAAAUCCGUUCCAGAUGGCGGUGGAGGUGGUGGUGGCGGAGGCGGAAUGAUGCCACCCUCGCAUGCCUUACAAGUUAUGGGCAAUCAGUGUGGGACGUUAACAAAAAAAAGUUGCAUGAAACAGUCAGGGAUGAGCAACCAAAGUAAUCAGACGAACCAAAGUAUCAUGGAUGAACUAAGAGUGUGACAUUAAUUAACCGUACGUUUUAAAUGUGAUUUGUAACUGAUUAUCUUAAUUUUUCAACAAAAAAAAAAGAAAUAAUUUUAAUUUGUACAGAUUUAUUUUGUUUUAAUUUUUGUUUAUAUAGAAAAUUUAUAGAUUUCGACUGUAAAUUGUUAUAACAUAAAAGUAGUGAGAUAAAAACAAAAAAUGUGAAUUUUUUUUAUGGGGUAAUACUGUUAGUCAAAUUAUUGUCACUUAUAAAACAUAAAUCAUAACUCCUUGUCUAAAAUUUAGGUAGAUAUUUGUGAAAUGUUUAUAGGUUAUUUAUAUAAUUUUGAGUUAUUUAAUAAUUCGAGUGAAUAUAAUGUUUGUAUGUAUAACAAAAUGUUGUAAAUAUAAAUUUAGAAGGAUUUAAUAAUUCAGUGUUUAGUGAAAAAAAAAACGGACAGGAAGUUUGAUUCUUUAAGUUCAUUAUAAAUUAUAUGGGUUUAAGUUGAAAUUAGGAAAAUGUUAAACAACACAUUUAAAUUUUUAAAAAUUGGAUUGAUUUAAAAGUUUCUCGUAGAACUACUAUCUACUUUUUUGUGUAAGCUUGAGUAUCGCUUGAGUCUUAGAAAAGGUUUAUUUGCUUAUUUUGACGUUUUAUUUCACGAACUUAAUACACAUCGCUUUAUUAAGAAUUUUUAAUUUCACUA